Molecule: messenger RNA, 1329 nt
Organism: Brugia malayi
Lineage: Eukaryota; Metazoa; Nematoda; Chromadorea; Rhabditida; Onchocercidae
Gene: Bma-twk-47
Product: T-cell receptor beta chain ANA 11, putative
Exons: 11
Coding region: 1-1329 (442 amino acids)
Biological process (GO): potassium ion transmembrane transport; stabilization of membrane potential
Cellular component (GO): membrane
Molecular function (GO): potassium ion leak channel activity
Source: RefSeq, a predicted model, not a curated record
AUGUCGAAUUUCUUCUGCUUCUCCAGACAAAAACUUGUGCAGUUUACAAAGAUGGCUUUGCCACAUUGUGGCUUAUACUUCUUCAUUUUUUUGUAUCUAAUGGCUGGAGCAUGGACAUUUGCGACUGUGGAAGAUAAUGCGGAUCGUGAGCAACAACUUAUCAAACUAUCCAACAUUCGUGAUGUGUAUCAGAAAAUUGCUGAAAUUUCAAGUGAAGAAUGCUCAAUUGCAUCGAAAAGAUCACAUUUUAGACAGCAUUUAUUUCAAACACUCUCAAAGUUAUCAUCCUUUAUGGAAGCACGCGAUUUCCUGCUUAAUCCCGAUAUUAAUCAACUUGAAGAAUUGGUUUUACCAAAAUGGACAGCAGUACCAUCAAUUUUAUAUGCUUUGUCAAUUUUGACAACAACGGGUUAUUUAUCAGCAGUACCGAUGACAAAAUUUGGACAGUUUAUUGCUAUAGUUUAUGGAUUAGUGGGUAUUCCAUUGAUGGUACUAGCAGCGGUUGAUAUCGGACGUUUCUUAUCUGAUAUCGUUUUACGACUUUAUCGAAAAUAUUGCGUGAUGAAGCAUAAAAUUGCAAAAGCAUGCGGUUGUUCAGAGAAGAAGCAACUUAUUAUGGAACUAAUGGAAACGAAGGGUAUUCCUCAUGUAUCCAAAAUUCGGAAACGAAAAAGAAAAGGUAAAGAAAUGAUGGUGACAAUAAAGGAAGACAAUGAUGAAGUAAACCGUUUACCGUUAUCCGUCAAUGCAUCUAUCUUACUUGUCUUUUGCAUGCUUGGCGGUGUUUGUUAUACUGUCGCUGGUGGUCAAAAAAGUUUCUUAGAAGCAUUUUUCGUUACAUUCAAUUUGGUAGCCAAUUUAACAAUGGCUGAAAUGCCUAACGAUCUGAAUAAUAUUUUGACAUUUUUCUACAUCUUAAUCUUUGUCACAUUUGGUCUGGCGGUAUUGUCCAUGUGCGGUAAUUUGGCAGCUUCAGAACUGAGAGCUGUUUUCAUGAAAAUUCAUUAUUUUGGCCGAAAAAUUUCCUGGCGUAGACAACAAAUGUCGAAAGAAAAACAACGUGGUAUAGAACUUACCGAAAUGUUGAAAAUUAUUAUUGCAAUCCGUGAAUUACAUCCCGAGAAAGACAAUAUAACUUCGGAAGAUAUUAUGGGGAUUUUGAAUGAAGUGCGAUACAAUCCAUUGUGCUUUGAUUUUUGCAAUCAAAAAAAACGACGUGACACAAUCGCAUUCACACCACAAAGCUUCGAAGCAUUGCGAUUUGCUGAUGAGCUUGAUGUAGAUGAUACAGUGCAUCGAACUUUCUCCCGAAAUCAUUUGUUUUCAUGA